CCAGUGAUUAUAUCCUGUAGGUCACGUUUUACUACAGUUUGGAAGAAAUGGCGGACAUGGAUGAAUUGUUCGGGAGCGAUGGGGACAGCGACAACGACCAGCGAGAGUCUGGCUCCGGCUCUGGUUCAGAGUCGGAGCAGGAGAGGCCUCGUUCUGUCAGCAACGCUUCAGGCAGCGGCAGUGACAGCGAGAGGGAGCGGGAUGAUGAUGAUGACGAGUACGAAGGCAGGGAGGCCGGCAAGCCCAGCAUGAAUAAGGAGCUGUUUGGAGACGACAGUGAGGAUGAACAACACAGCGGAAGCGACAACCAGUCUGAGCGCUCGGGGAACCAGUCAGAUGCCAGCAUGCGCUCAGACCGCGGGGACAACGAUCACUCCGACGCAGAGCAGCACAGCGGCUCGGACCGUGACCAUCGAGAUGAGGAUGAAGACGAGGAGGAUGGGGGUCACCGGUCGGACGGAGGAAGCCCGGCUGGCAGCGGGAUGUCUGGCGGUGGGAGCCCUCGUUCUGACAGGGGCAGCGUUCGCUCAGACAGAAGUAUGCACAGCGAUCCUGGGACUCCGCAGUCGGGCCCGGGCACACCUCACAGUGACGGCGAAGCUUCAGGGAGGGAGAACCAAUCGGAGGAUGAGAAGUGGGGCGGAGAAGCUAAGAGCGACCAGUCGGAGGACGAGGAGGAGAAACGCCACUACUCUGACGAAGAGGGAGAAAAUUCUGAUGAUGAGGGACCGAGGAACAGGAAAUCAGAGUCUGCAAAAGGAAGUGACAGCGAAGAUGAUUUCAUAGGACGGAAACCCAAAACGAAAGCCGCCUCCGAUUCCGAUUCAGACAGCGAUGCUGAAACAAAACCAAAGAAGGCCGCAGCAGAUGACCUGUUCGGAGAAGCGGACGACAUCUCUUCAGACAGCGAUGCAGAGAAGCCCCCAACCCCGGGCCAGCCCCUGGAUGCAGAGGAUGGUAUGGAGGGGGAGCAGGCAGAAGAGGAGCCUGCGCCUGAAACUCGUAUUGAAGUAGAGAUCCCAAAAGUCAGCACUGACUUGGGAUCCGACCUUUAUUUUGUCAAGUUGCCCAAUUUCCUGUCUGUGGAGCCCAGGCCGUUUGAUCCUCAGUACUAUGAGGAUGAAUUUGAGGAUGAAGAAAUGCUGGAUGAAGAGGGGCGGACCAGGCUCAAACUGAAGGUGGAGAACACAAUCCGGUGGAGAGCGAAGAGAGACGAGGAGGGAAAUGAAACCCGAGAGAGCAAUGCGCGCAUUGUCAAAUGGUCCGACGGCAGCAUGUCCCUCCACCUGGGGAACGAAGUGUUCGAUGUUUACAAAGCUCCACUCCAAGGAGACCACAAUCACCUUUUCAUCCGACAGGGCACCGGGCUGCAGGGACAGGCCGUGUUCAAAACCAAACUCACUUUCAGACCCCACUCCACAGACAGCGCCACCCACAGGAAGAUGACCCUGUCUCUGGCUGACCGCUGCUCAAAGACACAGAAGAUCAGAAUCCUUCCCAUGGCUGGACGAGAUCCCGAGUCCCAUCGCAAUGAAAUGAUCAAGAAAGAGGAGGAGCGGCUGCGAGCCUCCAUCCGCAGGGAGUCCCAGCAGAGGAGGAUAAGGGAAAAGCAGCAUCAGAGAGGCCUGAGCAGCAGCUACCUGGAGCCCGAUCGCUAUGACGACGAGGAAGAGGGCGAGGAGGCGAUCAGCCUCGCAGCCAUCAAGAGCAAGUAUAAGGGUGGAAGUGGCCUGAGAGAGGAGCGAGCCAGGAUCUACUCAUCAGACAGUGAUGAAGGUUCUGAUGACGAUAAAGCCCAGAGGCUGAUGAAGGCUAAGAAGUUGGACAGUGACGAGGAGGGCGAGGGAUCAGGCAAGAGAAAGGCAGAAGAUGACGAGGAAACGGCCACCAAAAAGGCAAAGAAGUAUGUCAUCAGCGACGAAGAAGACGAGGAAGACGACGACGAAUAAUUCAUCUUCCCUUAUCAUUCCACUGUAUUAUCAGUGCUCAGCCCACAUGGCAUAUAAACAGCCAUAUUUUUUGUAUAUUUUCUUAUGACCUGUGUGUGGGUGGCUGUGUCUGUGUGUUUGCUUGUUUAUGUUGUGUACAGAAGAGGUGAGAAAUAAAACAAAAAACGGUGGUUUUAUGUAACCAAAGCUUCUCGAGGCCUCUUCAUCUUUUUAACACCAUGAAUCAUAUAUAUAUGAAUCACGCUGUUGCGAUGUUAUGAAACAAACUGUUACGUUUCGAGGGGAGGCUGUUAAUGGCAUAAUUGCUGUGGGCUGCCGAAAGAUUAAGUUAAUGGCAUAGAAGCAGCAUCUGCCAUUUCUGUUCCUCUCCCUCAUGUACACACAUAAUUGACCAGUGUUUUCAGUGCGCUGGUUUAGAGGUGGUGGGGUUUUUUGGUUUUGUUUUGGGUUUUUUGCAGUUCGUGUGAAUGUUUCAGGAAAAAACCGGGGAGUGUAGUGUUGUCAGAGGAGAAGACGAUGCCAAAACCACCUGAUAGAAGACACAAGAGAUUAGAGGAUUUGGGGUUUGAGACAAAGGAGCUGUAGUUCUGUGGGAGAAGAUCCCCCCCCCUCAAUAAUCUGCCUGCAGAGGAAGGAGUAGGAAUAUCUACUUCUUCCUGUACAAGCAGCUGUAGGAAGUCCCAAGCUUUCACUGGCACCCCCUCUGAUAUUCUAACCCAUGCCAUUGCUACACCUCUGCUAAACAUCCAGCCCUUAUAGGGCCUGCUAAUAGAUACCCUUUUAAAUUGUCAACCAUAGAUCGGUGCCAUUAUUAUUGCCAAAUCGUCACAGUUUCAACUGUCAGGACACCAAGGGUUUUAGAAGAUGUGAAACCUCACAGGAGCCCUGCAGACUUGAAUUACAUAGUCAUAUAAACAAAGAAAACAUUUUAAAUCUCAUAU
Molecule: messenger RNA, 2890 nt
Organism: Haplochromis burtoni (Burton's mouthbrooder)
Lineage: Eukaryota; Metazoa; Chordata; Actinopteri; Cichliformes; Cichlidae
Gene: leo1
Product: LEO1 homolog, Paf1/RNA polymerase II complex component
Exons: 14
Coding region: 48-1949 (633 amino acids)
Biological process (GO): transcription elongation by RNA polymerase II; positive regulation of transcription elongation by RNA polymerase II
Cellular component (GO): Cdc73/Paf1 complex; nucleus
Molecular function (GO): RNA polymerase II C-terminal domain phosphoserine binding
Source: RefSeq, a predicted model, not a curated record